Grosmannia clavigera kw1407 is the source of this 3636-nucleotide messenger RNA. RefSeq names its product RNA polymerase 2 mediator complex subunit. The coding region runs from base 1 to 3636 and encodes 1211 amino acids. Gene Ontology annotation, molecular function: protein binding. Gene Ontology annotation, cellular component: mediator complex. The transcript has 12 exons. The record is from RefSeq and is a predicted model, not a curated record. NCBI's taxonomy places the organism in Eukaryota, Fungi, Ascomycota, Sordariomycetes, Ophiostomatales, Ophiostomataceae. Gene Ontology annotation, biological process: positive regulation of DNA-templated transcription.
AUGGCGACUGACUCCAUUCCGCUGAUGCUGGACGGCGCCAUGGGAGGCAUGGCGGCCUCGAUGCCGGUGGAUCUCGAGGUCGAAGACGUCGAGCUGUUUGGAGACCCGGUUGUCGACCUCUCCAUGCCGACACAUGCUCCACCGACGAAGCAGCUGCGGAAGAGGGUCGACGAGAUGCGCAUAAACGGGUGCUGCCAGAAGAUUGCGUGGUCGCGGCAAGGCACGAUUGCCUCGAUUGCCCCUGACGGCCAGGCAAUCGAGCUGAGGUACCUGCGGACAAAUCCUCUGGACGGCUCCUGGGGCCUGAGCGAGCCCACGCCGUGCUCGCAGUUCGGGACGAGUCCUCAGUUUUCUGGCGGCCCUGUCGUCCACCUGGCCUGGGCUGCUACCGGCAGUCCCGAGCUUGCCGUGAUCGAUGCUGCCGGCCGUGUCAGCAUCCUCACGUUUUCUAUGACCUUGAACCGGCCGUACUCGCUGCGGCAGUGGGACGACGAUCCGAUCGACGACCUGCACGCCAUCGUCGGCACCUACUGGCUGCCGCUCAUCCCGCAGAAACAAAGCAGCACGUUUGUCCCAGCCUUUGGACCUUAUCAUCCCAACCCGGCUAAGAGCGCGCUGUUGUGCGUGACAACCAGCUGCGUGCUGAAGCUGUUCUUCUCGCAGAACAAUAACAAGGUUCAAGACACCAGCCUCGAGCUCGAGAGCGCCACCUCCUCAGACGAUCUGGCCACGCAUGCCUCUAUAUGCUCCGAAAAGGGAGGCAUGUUGCUGAUCGCUCUGGUGACCGCAUCCAGACAACUCAAGGUUGUGCGGGCGGCUAUUCACUGGGCGUCAUCACAUCAGGACAAGCAGGUCCCGCCUCAGAGCAUUCCUCUCAACCCCACCAUGCAACAUAGGUCUGCGGCCGUUACGACUUGGCUUCAGCAUGGGGCAGGCGAGUCCCAGGUAGACAUCUCCUCCGACCAGAUAUCUCACUUGGAGAUAUUGCCAUCUGCCUUGGUUUCGUCGAACUCCUUUGCUCCACCACUCGUGCUCACUGUGCGUUCGUAUCUGCCGUCGAUGACUUCGCCGUUCCAUGAGCAGGUCCAGAGUAUUAUCGACCGGUGGGAGUUGGUGGUGGACUCGCCAGCACAGGCCCUUCAUGUUGCUUUUGAGCAGGUGGGAACCAAAGCACCGCCGUCUGGAACUACGCAGCCCAUCACACGACUACGGAAACUGGAGCCGAUCGUUCUGGACAAGGUUAUCAUUUCCAUUCACAUGAUGCAGCUGGGAAAAGUGAUCUGCAUUGCCUUUAGUGACGGCACGGUCCAGUACCGAGACCGGUUGACGAUGGAAGAAAUCUACAACGAGACGAACCUGUCCAGAAUCAUGACAUUGAGCCAGGCGAACUUCCAGUUCGCGAACCCCACUCCAUGUGUGGCGGUUGCCUUUUCUCCAACCAACUGCUCCUUUUCCCAGGUGUGCGAGGAUGGCAAGGUGAAGUGGAACAGCCUGAAGCACGUCGGGCCAGAUCUUGGCCCCGGCCAUAAGGAUGCCGAGUACGCGGCGGUUGUUGCAGGUCUGACGAUAGCCGUGUCGACGGCGUCGCUCAACCAAAUGUCUUACGACGAUGUGCUGGCUACGGCGCGCCAGUUUGUCGACAAGCCAAGAUUUGCUUAUGACUGGAUGGUGGAUGUUGUGCGGAUGCUCAAGAUCAACGUGGAUUAUUCAGAAGAGUCGCACCAUGACCAGCUGAUGAGAAACCACUCGUUGCAGCUGUGCCUCAGCAUACUAAACCAUAUGGGGUUCCGAGGAGAAUACCAGCCCAGGACGUUCUGUGGCAAGUUUGCGAUGCUGUCGCUGAACGUGCGGAAUAUUGUGAUUUUGAUCACGAUUGCGAGUAACACUCCAAGCACAUUCAAGGAGAAGCUCAACCCCCUCGACGAGCCUGAGGUUGUGGACGCGCUGGCUGGCUGUGCGAAAUGGGCGCUGGAUCUGCUGGCCUACAUUGCCGAUUGCAUCUUCAAUCUCCUAGACGACGCCAAGUUCAUGCAGAUGCUCUCAACUUCGAGCUUCCAGGAGAUGACGGCAUACCUGCAGGAAAAGAAUGAGGUGGCGCUACAUCUGCUGCUCUGCUCGUCGACGCGGGGGUUCCUGUCGGCGGCCUGUCGACGACUCGUGCACCUGGACGCGGUAUCGACCAAGGCGACACAGUAUUACGAGCUGCAGAGCCAAAUGGCAGCGAGCGGAAACGGGACAGAGCAUGCAACCAGGCCGGUGCUCGUGCCACUGAGCCUGGCCUACCAGAAGAUGCAGCAGUACACAUCGUCCAGCCUGGUCAAGGUGACCGAGUUUGACAAGUUGCUGAUGGGCCUGGGCGAGGACAUCCGGCAGACGUAUCAGUCGCGAACGAUGGGACAGGCCCAGGCCCAGGCCCAGGCCCAGGGACAGGGACAGGGACAAGGACAGGGACAGGGACAGGUGCAGGUGCAGCAGGACGCGAACAUGAAGCGGCUGCAGGCACACUGCGAGCUGGCGCUGCUGCUGGCGAACAAUCCGCCGCAGUCAUUCCAGCCGAUGCUGAAAAAGUUCUUUAGCGAGAACGUGCGGGCGUUCCGGGCGAUGACAGAUCCAGCGAAGCUGUACUUUGCCAACUACAGCAUCCUCGAGGUUGAAGACGACGUGCGGGCACUGCAGGCGAAGCGGGCGCGGCACUGCUACAUUGACGUGUUCAAGCGCGUCGAGCUGGCCGGUCCGCCACGGCUCGACGGCGGCGGGACAAGCGAGCUGAUGCCGCCAAUGGGCAUGCAUGGCCCAACGGGUCUGUGGCGGCGAUGUGCGCGGUGCACGGCCGUGAUGGAGGACCUCUCGGGACACAAGCCCGGAUACACGUUUGUGCUGUCGCAGCAGCAUGCGUGGGAGAAUUUGACAAUCCGUAUUAAUAGAAGCGGCACGAUGUUCACGGGAUUAGUAGAAGAGAUUGGAGAGGUCAGCGUGUUGAACCGGCAAGACGAGACGGGGGGCACGUCGCUGACGAUUGCGCUGCCGGCGGGAUCGGAGCUGCUGUCGGAUGCGCACCUGGGCGACAGCAUUGCGAUCAACGGCUGCUGCCUGACGGUGACGGAGCUGGUGGCAGGCCGGACGGCCUUUGUGGUGGGCGUGGCGCCGGAGACGUUGCGGGUGACCAAUCUGGGCGAUCUGGCUGUUGGAGGCCGCGUGAAUCUCGAGCGGGCUGUCCGAGCGGACACGCGCAUGGGCGGCCACUUUGUGCAGGGCCAUGUCGACACGGUGGCCCAGAUCACGCGCGUGGCGCCCGACGGCAACGCCCAGACGAUGCGAUUUUCGCUGCGCGAUCGCGCCGCCCUGCAGCACAUCGUCUACAAGGGCUUCAUCGCCAUCGACGGCACCUCGCUCACCGUCACUGCCGUCGACGAUGCCGCCGGCUGGCUCGAGGUUAUGCUCAUCACAUACACGCAGUCGCGCGUUGCGCUGGCGGCCAAGCGCGAGGGCGACUCUGUCAACAUCGAGGUCGACGUCCUCUCCAAGUACGCCCAGAAGAAUAUUUCGGUCUACAUCGACAGCCUCGUCGGCGGCUCGGGCAUUGAAUCCCUGGUACAGCGCAAGAUUGAGAGCGCCCUGGACGCGGCGAAGACGUAG